GCAGUAACUUUGGGGUACUACAGUUUGAAAAGGUUCACUGCAGUAGACAUGCUCGCAUAACUCAUUGAAUUGGAUUGUUGAUUUCCAUCUGAAAGAUGGCUUCAGUAAGUGUGGCGCCUUCUUCCGGGCUCGUAGAUGCCAGUGGUAUAAACAUUGGUGUUGACAGAUUGCCAGAUGAAAUGAAUGAGAUGAAAAUAAGCGAUGAUAAAGAAGUUGAAGCAACAGUGGUUGAUGGGAACGGGACAGAAACUGGUCAUAUAAUUGUCACAACUAUAGGUGGCAGAAAUGGCCAACCAAAAAAGACUAUAAGUUACAUGGCUGAGCGUGUCGUCGGACAUGGAUCAUUUGGAGUUGUCUUCCAGGUUAGUCUGCGUGCGAUCCGAGCAAAAUGAAAUUCCAUAACAAUGUUACACUACACUGCUCCUUAUGUGAACAUUUAUUAGAUUCACCUUCUUA
This is a messenger RNA of Ananas comosus (pineapple), 456 nucleotides long. RefSeq names its product glycogen synthase kinase-3 homolog MsK-3-like. The record is from RefSeq and is a predicted model, not a curated record. Gene Ontology annotation, molecular function: protein serine/threonine kinase activity. Gene Ontology annotation, biological process: signal transduction. Gene Ontology annotation, cellular component: cytoplasm. Lineage: Eukaryota; Viridiplantae; Streptophyta; Magnoliopsida; Poales; Bromeliaceae. Bases 96 to 392 code for a protein of 98 amino acids. The transcript is spliced from 3 exons.